AUGACAUUCACCGUAGUCAAUCCGGUCCCCAGCAACACCGUCCCAGUGAUCCCAGUGACCAAAAACCUCUCAAACAAGGGCAAAGACCAAAGGAUCCCAAGCACAACUCGACUCUUGCACCAUAGUCAUGUCACCACAGAAUUCGAUCCCUUGAGAUUUGAAGCGGCAGCAUCAUUGCAACUGGAAUUGCCACUGGAGAAACAAUACCCAGAGACGGAAAUAGACACGCGACUCAUUGCAUCGCCAUACAACAGCGUCCCCCAUCUAUUGGACAUUUCUGAACUGGAAAGACAAGAUCGACUCUUCGCUUUGGCAUUGGCAUAUCUCAAACCCAUCCGUGAUGACUAUGCCACCGCUGAAUACACAGAAUCAUUCAAUUGGACCGAAGUGUUUGAUAUAUUGAGAACUUUCUCUCAGGCUGAGAACCACACGUGGACAUCGCAAUCCUAUUAUGUUGUGAUUUUCCGAUCGAUACUGUUGCCGAAUAUCGACUCGGACCGGCUCUAUGAUCUUGAUGCACAUUCACACCAAGAGGCGAUUGCCAGUGGGGGGUUGUUGAAGUAUUGGUUUGGGGCGAAGAAUGAUAAGCAUCAGAAUUUGGCGACCUGUGUCUGGCGCAAUCGAAACGAUGCUAGACUUGGGGGUCGUGGACCUUGGCAUGCUCAAGCAAGAGCCGCUGCUACUGUGAUGUAUGAGCAGAUUCGGUUCACGACGCUGAGAUUGGAUAUUGUGGAUGGAGUACAGUCUUGGAAGCUGAGUGACUGGAAGCAGGAUAAGUCAUAA
Messenger RNA from Penicillium coprophilum, 783 nucleotides. RefSeq lists its product as uncharacterized. The record is from RefSeq and is a predicted model, not a curated record. The transcript is spliced from 2 exons. Lineage: Eukaryota; Fungi; Ascomycota; Eurotiomycetes; Eurotiales; Aspergillaceae. Bases 1 to 783 code for a protein of 260 amino acids.